AUGACGACACCAACGCGUCCGUUAGCGUCUGAAGAAAUUUAUGGUGAGAAAUGGAAUCGAUGCGUCUCAGACACAAUCGUUAAAACAGCAUCCGGUCUUGCUUUGGGUAUCGUCUUUUCUGCAGUUCUCUUCCGACGUCGUCCAUGGCCUGUUUUCUUGGGUACUGGUAUUGGCCUCGGAAUGGGAUAUGGAAACUGUCAAAACGAAUUCCGUUCACCUUAUGUUCCUGGACAAGUAUCGAAAUUAGCGACACUUCGUGGACACCUAUCACCUAAACCAUCCAACAAUUAA
Messenger RNA from Adineta ricciae, 291 nucleotides. Lineage: Eukaryota; Metazoa; Rotifera; Eurotatoria; Adinetida; Adinetidae. The record is from the annotation of a GenBank genome assembly.